Messenger RNA from Exserohilum turcica Et28A, 828 nucleotides. RefSeq lists its product as uncharacterized. Lineage: Eukaryota; Fungi; Ascomycota; Dothideomycetes; Pleosporales; Pleosporaceae. The transcript has 3 exons. Gene Ontology annotation, biological process: rRNA base methylation. Gene Ontology annotation, molecular function: rRNA binding; rRNA (pseudouridine) methyltransferase activity. Bases 1 to 828 code for a protein of 275 amino acids. The record is from RefSeq and is a predicted model, not a curated record. Gene Ontology annotation, cellular component: small-subunit processome; nucleolus.
AUGGCUCCCCUCAGGCCCGAACGCUCCAUCUCGCCCUCCGAGCGACCCUCUUCACACAACUCCGAGCGGGGAACAAAGCGUGCCAGAACACAAUCAAUGCCGCCACCAGAGCUGCCAAAACUAGUGGCCGAGCAGCACACGCCGAUCCCGACAAAUGACAAGGACACGCAGCGGCUGAUUGUGGUGCUUUGCAAUGCGACACUGGAGACGUACAAGGCAUCGCACGGUAGCGGGCGGGGACCUGGGGCGCGCGAAGACAAGUACAACCUACUCAAUAGCGACGAUCACAUUGGAGUAAUGCGCAAAAUGGGGCGCGACAUCAGCGAGGCGCGACCGGAUAUCACACACCAAUGUCUGCUCACAUUACUCGACUCGCCAAUCAACAAGGCGGGCAAGCUCCAGAUCUACAUUCACACGUCCAAGAAUGUGCUCAUCAGAGUCAGCCCGACGGUGCGGAUCCCACGCACAUUUAAGCGAUUUGCGGGUCUGAUGGUGCAAUUGCUGCACCGGCACCAGAUCCGGUCAACGACAUCGCAGGAAAAGCUGAUUGAGGUGAUCCAGAACCCGAUUACAGACCACCUGCCGCCGAAUUGCCGCAAGGUGACGCUCAGCUUUGACUCGGAGGUGGUGCGUGUGAGCGACUACAUUGGCGGGCUCAACAAGGGCGAGAGCAUUGCCGUGUUUGUGGGCGCCAUGGCCAAGGGCAACGACGACUUUGCCGACGGCAUCAAGGACGACAGCAUUGCGAUUAGUCAGUUCAACCUCAGUGCCAGCGUUGCAUGCAGCAAGUUCUGCCAUGCCGCAGAGGACGUGUGGAAUAUCUUCUAG